Molecule: messenger RNA, 3133 nt
Organism: Athalia rosae (coleseed sawfly)
Lineage: Eukaryota; Metazoa; Arthropoda; Insecta; Hymenoptera; Athaliidae
Product: seminal metalloprotease 1
Exons: 6
Coding region: 2093-3034 (313 amino acids)
Biological process (GO): proteolysis
Molecular function (GO): metalloendopeptidase activity; zinc ion binding
Source: RefSeq, a predicted model, not a curated record
UUUUGUCAUCCCUAGAACUUACGGCUCGGUUUUUUUCCUGGAGUUAGAAGAAUAUUCUCUGGUAAAAGGUUCAACUGUAAUAAAUACCCUCGAACAAAGGUACCCCGAGUUCAGGGUUAUUUACAACUAAUAAAAGAACUGUCGAACGAACGGACUCCGAAAUUCCAUGAAAUUCAAGUCGGAUCCAGUGAUGGUAUAAAACUUAAGAGCGUCCUAAGUUAGGUGCUAUCAAUUGAAAUGGAGUGUACAAAAAAUUGUCGGUCCAGUGUCAAGAUAUUGUUGGAUAAAAAAUGAUUCUUUGAAGUUGAAAACCCGGAGAUGUGGUGAAAUUUUAUUUCUCAAUUUGAGGGUGAUCUUACCGAUUUCCUUCACUGAAGCGAAAAAUUAAAAUCUUUUACGAUCACACCUCAAGGAUGGUGCGGAGGACCGAGGACUGAAUUAAAGACCCAACUCGAGAGAGAGCAACGACCGCAGCUGUGUUCCAGAUUCACCAAGACCUCCUCAUGCAUAGCCUAAAUUCUAGCCGGACAGCUUCUUCUUCUUCUUCUUCCUCUUCUUCUACUUCUUCUUCUUUUUCUUCUUCUUUAUGCGAUCGGAUCAAAGAAAAGAAUAACGAGCGAUUGUGUAUAUAGCACGCGUUUCUGUACCAAUAGCGAUUAACGCUAUAUCUGCACUACGGUCAAUAAAAUAUGGGAAAUAAAAUCCAUUUCGUGGAAAGAGAAACGAAGGGGAGAAAAGUAAAUCCAGCAAAACGGAUCGCAGACAACAAUAACCCGAUCGGGAUCCUGUAACGGGUUAUAGGUAUAUCGGCUAGACUUCUAGAUCAAGCGUAGGCGGAUCGGGUUCGACGCGUCGUGAUCACCGAUGCGAGGAUCGGGAGCACCGGGUGAGUCUGGUUUCUCAUCCCUGUUUCAACGUGCCUACAACAUACAUGUGUACAGCUACAUAAAAAUGCUAUACCGUAGCAAUAAAAUCGUAGUUCGGUUGACGCGGUUCGGCCCCUGUUAAUGCAGAGAGACGCGGAUCGGCGGCGUGUAAGGCAACGUCAACGACCGCGAGAACUGCUCCGAUUUUUUAUCGUCCAGGUCUCCAGGCUCGCAUUGUACGAUUUCACGCCGUUUUUCAAAGCAUUCCAUCGCGUCGAGCUACCGCGCUUAUAUAUACCGAAUCAUUAAAUAUACAAGGAUUAUCGUUCCGUCUCCAUUAAACUCGCCCGACGAUACACUUAUAAUGUGGGCCACUAUUUUUCAACACUUUUUAUAUACAUAUACAUAUAUGCACAUCGUUCAUACAUCGCAAAGAUCGACCACUCUUGGAACGAUCUCCUCUGCGGUCGGUCCUCCAUCUGUAUACAGAUGGUGUGCGGAGAAACGAUUUAGAAAGAUUUCUAUUGUGAAAUACCCAAAUUCAAAUGGUGUAAUUUGGAUAUGUAGGUAACGAUAACUCGGGACUCUCGCGCAGUGUUCUCGUCAUCGAAUCACGGGAUCUGAUAUAGUCACUCCGGUGCGGGUUCAACGAUUCCCUCUUCUGAUAAUUCGAAGGGCGGAUGAUGCGGGAGACCCUCACGAGGGAUGUUCGGUAUGUAGAGAACGUAUCGUGUCAAGGACGAAGGAGCAGUUUACGAAGGAGCUUACAGCGAUAUGUUCUCUAUCAAACGGCCGCCAUCCGCAAUGGAAAAUUUGCGAUUUGUAUUCUACCGACGCUUCUAGGCGUUGAAGAUACACGCUAUCGCGUGGGACUUCCUCUAUGCCAGUUCGGUGGUUUUGUAUCUCUUCAGGGAAGCAUCUGCGCAGGCCUCUGAAAUAUGGUCAUUGUGAAAAAGCUUGAACUAUUUUGUCCUUACGGCCGAAAGACCGCCAUUCGCAAAGGUCAAAGAUCGAAUGAAAUUUCGUGACGAUGGUGACCCGGCCCUGCGAAUCACCGUCGUCACGUAGCAUUAUAUCGUCCCUCAAAAAACCCCGCGAGCAUGCGAGUUGCAAUGCUGUGAACAUAAAUAAACCGCUGAAGCGAUCGAACAGUACAGUGAAGGCAGUUUUCGGGCCCCACAAACACAUCGCCUUACGGAGACGGUUCGAAUACUUUGAUAGACACGAUGGAUGGUGCAACUAAUCGAAAGAAUACGGUGUUUUGGAUAGGAGCGCUUUACUUUGGGGUGUUUCUCGGAUUUUCAAGAUUCGUAAAUGGCGGAAAAAUUCAACGACCGGCGCCCCGUUUCGGUGGCGUCUUCGCGGCUGACUAUGACCACGCGGAAGUUGGUCGGAGGAUCGAGCAAUGGAAACCGGACGACAAAGAGCAGCUGUGGGAACUGAGCGGACUUUAUGAAGGGGACAUUAUGGUCCAUCCGGAAGGCCGAGCGCUUUCGAAGAACGGACUUAUCGACCCUGAAGCUCGAUGGCCGCGCGGUAUCGUGCCGUUCUAUGUACAAGAGGAGGAAUUCGAUAAAGAAGGCUUGGAGGUCAUAAAGGGCGCGUUGAAGGAGUACCACGAAAAGACCUGUCUUCGUUUUCGACCGUACAACGAGUCCGAUAAAGAUUAUGUCGCCAUAAAAGGUUCGCAAUCGGGGUGCUGGUCGAUGGUCGGACGGCAUGGGAAAGGUCAAGUUUUAAACCUGAACAAUCCGAAGUGUGUACGACACGGAAUUGUUCUUCAUGAGCUGAUGCAUGCCAUCGGUUUUUAUCACCAACAAAGCGCGGCGGACAGGGACGACUGGGUAGCAAUACAUUGGGAUAACAUCAAAGAAGGAAGAGAGCACAACUUUAAAAAAUACGACAAUGCCACCGUCACGGAUUAUGGAAUCCCCUACGAUUAUCAGAGCAUAAUGCACUACAGUUCGCAUGCGUUUUCGAAAAAUGGCGAGCCAACCAUAACUUCGAAACGGGAGGAAAGUCAGGAGCUUGGUCAGCGGAAGGGUUUCACGGAUAAAGAUAUUGCGAAAAUCAAUCUCAUGUAUAAGGAGGAAUGCGCGGCGCGAGAUUCAGAGAGCGCGAGUGAAUCGAGCGAGGAAAAGGACUUGAUUGGAUGGCUUUUCGAUUGACUAGCGAACCUAUGCGGGUCUAACAAGAACGGCGAAUCUGUCAAGGGGAACGCAAGCGUACUUUUACGAGCCUGAACAUAUUAGAUUCUAGAUAUAACA